AUGUGCUCCAACUGUGGCACAACCACAACUCCACUUUGGAGAAGAGCUCCUAAUGGCGAUACUAUUUGUAACGCUUGUGGAUUAUACCUCAAAGCCAGAAAUACUUUGCGACCACCUUCCAUGAAACGCUGUCCUGCAUUCAACCAACAUCAAGUCAAUCGACAUGCUUUAAUUUGCGCUAAUUGUCGAACAACAACCACACCUUUAUGGCGUCGUGAUGAAGCAGGCAACACUAUAUGUAAUGCCUGUGGUUUGUAUUAUAAACUCCAUGCUGUACAUAGACCAGUGAGUAUGAAACGGAGUGUGAUUAAACGUAGAAAAAGAAUCAUGGUCUCCGAAAACGGUGAGAUAGAUGGUGAGGACUUAGAUGAGUUGGAUUCCUCCAACGAUGAUGACGAUGAAGAAAAAGUGAAAGAGGCAGAAAAAAAGAUACGUCGAAUAUAUAACAAGAAGAAGGCCAAUAUACAAACAACUCAAGCAACAGUGCCUGCUAUUGAAGAUUAUAUUGUGCCAAAACGGACCCCGUUCUCCUUACCAGCACCCGUAUCCACAAGCACCACAAAGCGAUUUGACCCAUUGUUUGACUACCGAUCCAAUGUACAGUUGGCACCCAUCCUGAAAAACACAAACCCUUAUGGAGAUCUCGCUCAAUUCGACGAUGCCAUGACACGACUAGAAAGGCUAAGAAGAAGAGUACCGCCUGAACAAAACAAGGUACUUUCAAGACUGACCCAUUCGCUGCAAGAGAUUGUAUUACAGGCCGAAGACAUUUUAUCCAAUAGUUAAAAAAGGAUUUAUUAUAAUAAAAGAAAGAAUA
This is a messenger RNA of Mucor mucedo, 817 nucleotides long. RefSeq lists its product as uncharacterized. The record is from RefSeq and is a predicted model, not a curated record. Lineage: Eukaryota; Fungi; Mucoromycota; Mucoromycetes; Mucorales; Mucoraceae. Bases 1 to 786 code for a protein of 261 amino acids. Gene Ontology annotation, molecular function: RNA polymerase II cis-regulatory region sequence-specific DNA binding; zinc ion binding; DNA-binding transcription factor activity, RNA polymerase II-specific. The transcript is spliced from 2 exons. Gene Ontology annotation, biological process: positive regulation of transcription by RNA polymerase II; negative regulation of transcription by RNA polymerase II.